AAAAUGUGCUUGUCAAAUAAAUAAAAUUGAAUUGUUUUGAUCACAAAAUGCAUAAUUUUUAUUGAAAAUACGUUGCUAGGAAACUAAAAUUAGUGUAAAAUAUUUGAAUAAUUAAUUAAUAUGUUUAUUUCAUCAAAUUUUAUAUAUUUAUAAUAGAAUAAUAAGUGAAAAUGUUACCUGUAUUCCUAUUGAUGAAUCGGAUGGCAAAUCGACGUAAAUAUGUUCGUAAAACAAUCAAAUCCGUGAAACCUGAGAAGAAAGUGCUCGAUGCAGACUAUUGUAGGACUUGUAUGAGUACAGAGAAUCUCGUGGCCAUAUUUCAUAAUAAGGAAUGCGAGAAAAAGCGAUCUGAGGACUUACGACUAGUCACCGGUUUGGAAAUAAAAGUUAACGAUGGACUCCCGCAGAAGAUCUGUGACAAAUGCAUUGAAGUCAUCCAUGUGGCAUUACAAUUUAGACGCACAAGCAAGAAGUCAGAGAAGACUCUCCUUAACAAGUACUUUGGUAAAUCUAAGAAGAAGUUCACCGCGAAAGCUAGUAAAAGUGUAGCUAAUAAAUGUCCUAAGGAGGAAACAGAGAAAGAGGAAAUAGAUUUCAGCUACGAGGAUGUUUUUGAAAAUGAUUUUCAGAACGAACUCGACUUUUCAUAUAGCAAUGAUGACGUCGCACCGAAGAAAGAUCAAGAAAUAAACAUCCCAACGGAGAAGAGGAAACGAGAAAUCAUACCGAAUGCAAUGUCUUACAAAUGUAACAUUUGCAGCAAAGAUUUCAGAAUGAAGGCCACUUAUAAAGCCCAUAUGAGAUUUCACACUAACUACUGUGUGUGUGAGUCGUGCGGUAAGCGCUGCCGCAACAACAACCAGCUCCAGGAGCACAAGCGAGCGCGACACGGACUGGGUCGCAUUCAUAAGUGCGCAUAUUGCGAAUACAGCUCUGCUACAAAGGAAGCCUUGACCAUCCACGAACGCCGCCACACGGGCGAGAGGCCGUACGUGUGCGACCACUGCGGGGCCACCUUCCACCGCAGGUCGAACCUCGUACAACACAUCGCCAUACACUUGCCCGAGAAGAACUUCCAGUGUCAAAUAUGUAAUAAACGCGAGAAAUCCCGCAAGAGACUCCAAGUCCACGAAUACAAACGGCACAGAGAGAACAGGUACAGGUAUGUCUGUCCCGUUUGCCGGGAGACGUUUGCCAGGCCCGGCAGCGUCCGGCAGCACCUGAUCAGAGCGCACAACGUCCCCCGGGAGGGGCAAGGGCCCAUCGAGAAGUUUGAGAGAAAUCUGCCAACAGUACCGGAGACAUUUAUUGAAGUUCAACAAUAAUCUACUCUAGAUAAUGUUUGUUUUUUUUUAUUCUGUAUAAACUGUACGAUAAAUUGAAUAUGUAUUAUUUUCAGUAUUAUUAAAAAU
This is a messenger RNA of Vanessa tameamea, 1412 nucleotides long. Its product is annotated as GDNF-inducible zinc finger protein 1-like. Gene Ontology annotation, molecular function: RNA polymerase II cis-regulatory region sequence-specific DNA binding; zinc ion binding; DNA-binding transcription factor activity, RNA polymerase II-specific. The record is from RefSeq and is a predicted model, not a curated record. The transcript has 7 exons. Bases 171 to 1325 code for a protein of 384 amino acids. NCBI's taxonomy places the organism in Eukaryota, Metazoa, Arthropoda, Insecta, Lepidoptera, Nymphalidae. Gene Ontology annotation, cellular component: nucleus. Gene Ontology annotation, biological process: regulation of transcription by RNA polymerase II.